AUGACUUUUCUGUAUGAUGUGGUUUUUGCACUCAGCCUUGUCACUUCUGGCUUUGGUCCCCUUUUGUAUUGCUCGAGUCUCCUAAAUGACUUCUCGCUCUCUGGUCAAGAUUCGGUACUCCUCGACAAAAAAUCGGGAUAUUCUCAUACCUGUUCUCCAGAAAACUCUUCUACCGUAUCGGAGCGUUUGGCAUAUAUGACAACGACAUCCAUGACACCCUCCUCUUCAAGCCAUUUGGACGGGAGUCAUAGACUUAGCCACCUCCUCCACCCUGGUCUCACAUACGGGCCCAGUAAGAGAACAGGGCAGGUUGAUAACGGAGAAAAUAAAAGAAAUGCGCACAAUGUACAGACCAAUACCCAGGAGUCACCGCAAUCUGUCAUUUUCUCCCCUGUCGGGACUACCCCUUAUAUGCUGCCUCCAAUAGAGACAAAUGCACUUGUGGCCAAAGACGGAGUUCUGAAUGCCAAAUCUGAAAAGAAUCCAGUUACAUAUCCUCGCGUUGUACUUUUGAUCUCUGCUAUUUCCGGGUCCGCAUGGAAGUUUAUUUCCAGAGUCUUGCAAGUGACCUCCUUGUUCUUUGUGGGCUUGAUCAUAGGCAUCUCCUUCUCGUAUUCUGGUGCACUAUUAUCACUAUUGAAUGUAUCUUUGCGGAACUGUGGAUAUAUGACCGUCCAGGGCUUAUACAGGCGUAUCUCGGGUUGGCUUCUCAAACGGCGUUACUUCAAAAUGGCCCCGAAACACAAGCAGCCUCUUCGACCAAGUCUGAAUGAAGCCACGAGCCGAUACCACCACUCUCUGUUUUGCUCGUCUUCUACGGACUGCGUCGAUUGCAAAACUAGAGAAAGUAGUUCUGAUGUCGAGAAACUCCCCAUGAGCGAACUUGACGAUGUGUUCAUAUCAUCCGAUGACGAAGGCUUCUAUGCGUACGAUUGCUCCUGUUCGGACUUGGAAAUGGAAUCUCGUUAUGCUUUCGCGUCACCUUUUGAAAGUGGUGGCUUCGUUGAUCGACAUAUGGAUCAUUUCUAUCGUGGUGAAAUCGACUUAGCUGACAAGCAAGGCGCCAAACACAACAUUCCGGAUGAUUCAAAGUCCAUUUGUCGUGAUAUUGACUCUAGCGCCCGGUUUCACUAUGCGCCGACGAUGUUAAACACUGAAGUCAAAAGUCCUGCUACUCAGACAACCCAUGCGCUGGCAGAUGGUAGCGGUGGAGUUUCUCGCUCCGAUCCUGUUGAUUCUGAUGAUAUCGCUAUGAUGAGUCCGUCUCUUGAGGACCAAGAUCACUUCCCCAUCUCUCCGCUUUACAUACCACCCCACAAGCGCUUUUCUGGUCUUCAUGCGAAAGAAGCUCGUUCAUGGAAGAACGAGAGCUUGCCACCGGCGCUCACUUCUCUGGAAGCAACACAACUACCUAAAUCACGUCAGCUACAGUACGAGUUUUUCAAAGACUUCCUCAGGAGUUUCGGCAAGCGACGCCAAGCACCCACUGUUCUGUCUACUUCGGAAGGUAAACCGCCAUUUCACUGCGAGCUUAACUGGAGAAAUAGGGAACCGAAGACUCCUUUGGCUGGAAAUCGGAGCUCUUCUCGUCCAGUAGGGCUGGAGCGGGUCGUUGGAAAUAUCGGUGUCGUGAAGUCUAAAGACCCAGUCGUGCCAGACAAACUACAUGAUGAUAAUGCAGGGAUGCAAAAUAAGGUGUCGAGAAUAUUACCCGGAAGUGACACUCUUUGCCCUGCGCCAGCGGCUCAGAAGGUUGAUGCGAUUCCUUGUUCCCAGUGUCGUUCCAAAGUUGGCUCGAGCCUCGAUAGCCGCUUCAAAGCUCUCGGCAUACCCGAUUUUUUGAGUGGUGGUGUAGAGGAAAGAAAGAAGGAUAGGUCGGAUACGACGCAAGUCGAAGUCAUACCGUCCCGAAUCCUUUUGCUUCGCGAUGUUUCAAUCGUGGGCAGACGUUCUCCCGAGAAAGGGGUGCCCUCUGACAAAGGAUCGGUCGAGUUUGACAAGCAUAACGAUUGCAAAUACAGGGGUUCUAAAAGUACUGGAAUUGAGCAUGUCCCUGACGGCGACGAGUUCUGA
Molecule: messenger RNA, 2073 nt
Organism: Fomitiporia mediterranea MF3/22
Lineage: Eukaryota; Fungi; Basidiomycota; Agaricomycetes; Hymenochaetales; Hymenochaetaceae
Exons: 2
Coding region: 1-2073 (690 amino acids)
Source: RefSeq, a predicted model, not a curated record